Messenger RNA from Camelina sativa (false flax), 1565 nucleotides. RefSeq names its product flavonol 3-O-glucosyltransferase UGT76E12-like. Gene Ontology annotation, molecular function: quercetin 7-O-glucosyltransferase activity; quercetin 3-O-glucosyltransferase activity. NCBI's taxonomy places the organism in Eukaryota, Viridiplantae, Streptophyta, Magnoliopsida, Brassicales, Brassicaceae. The record is from RefSeq and is a predicted model, not a curated record.
AUACACUUCUUUAAUAAAUCUCAUAGAAGCUGAGGACCGGAGUAACCCAAACUCGCGCAAAGCACGGAGCUCAGAGAACUGUUUUCUUAGUUGUUCUUGCAGGUUUCCGAAAUGGAGGAAAAGCAGGAGAAGAGAAGACUAGUCCUGGUUCCAGUUCCAGCUCAAGGACAUAUAUCUCCAAUGAUGCAACUUGCGAAGACCCUUCACUUGAAGGGUUUCUCAAUCACAGUUGUUCAAACCAAGUUCAAUCACUUUAUCCCUUCGGAUGACUUCACUGAUUUCCAGUUUGUCACCAUUCCAGAAAGCUUGCCGGAGUCUGAUUUCAAUCAUCUCGGACCAACAGGAUUUCUGCUUAAGCUCAACAAAGAGUGUCAGGUGAGCUUCAAGGACUGUUUGGGUCAGUUGCUGCUGCCAAAGAGUGAUGAGAUCUCAUGUGUCAUCUACGAUGAGUUCAUGUACUUUGCUGAAGCUGCAGCCACAGAGUUUAAUCUUCCACACGUCAUUUUUAGCACAACAAGUGCCGCGGCUUUUAAAUGUCGCUCUGUAUUUGAGAAACUCUAUGCAAACAAUGGACCAAAAGAACUACAAGAAGAGCUAGUUCCAGAGUUUUAUCCCCUAAGAUACAAAGACUUUCCGGUUUCACGAUCUGCAUCACUCGAAAGUAUAAUGGAGUUUUAUAGGAAUACAGUUGACCAACGGACAGCUUCCUCUGUGAUAAUCAACACGGCGAGCUGUCUAGAGAGCUCAUCUCUAUCUUUUCUGCAACAACAACAACAACAGCUAAAAAUUCCAUUGUAUCCUAUAGGCCCUCUUCACAUGGUGGCCUCAGUUCCUACAAGUCUGCUUGAAGAGAACAAUACCUGUAUCGAGUGGUUGAACAAACACAAGGUAAACUCAGUGAUAUACAUAAGCAUGGGAAGCUUAGCUUUGAUGGAAAUCAAUGAGGUGAUGGAAACGGCUUCAGGAUUGGCUGCUAGCAACCAACAAUUCUUAUGGGUGAUUCGACCAGGGUCGAUACGUGGUUCAGAAUGGACAGAGUCUUUGCCUCAAGAGUUUAGUAAGAUGGUCUCAGAUAGAGGUUACAUUCUGAAAUGGGCACCACAGAUGAAAGUAUUGGCUCAUCCCGCAAUAGGAGGAUUUUGGAGCCAUUGUGGAUGGAACUCAACACUAGAAAGCCUCGGCGAAGGAGUUCCCAUGAUCUGCAGGCCAUUUUCGGGUGAUCAAAAGGCAAACGCGAGGUACUUGGAGUGUGUUUGGAAAAUUGGGAUUCAAGUGGAGGGUGAACUGGACAAAGGACUGGUCGAGAGAGCUGUGAAGAGGUUAAUGGUGGAAGAAGAAGGAGAGGAGAUGAGGAAGAGAGCUGUCAGUUUGAAAGAGCAGAUUAGAGCCUCAGUUAAAAGUGAAGGUUCUUCACAUAACUCGCUAGAGGAGUUUGUACACUUCAUGAGGACUCUGUGAAGAUUGUGUUUCUCUACUACAAUACCCAAAGCAUCAAGAUUCCCUUUUUCAAUAAUUCCAAGUUUGUUUUUAGAUGAUAACUGACUGAAAAGUCAUGGAGGCCAUGA